Molecule: messenger RNA, 1863 nt
Organism: Exophiala mesophila
Lineage: Eukaryota; Fungi; Ascomycota; Eurotiomycetes; Chaetothyriales; Herpotrichiellaceae
Exons: 1
Coding region: 1-1863 (620 amino acids)
Biological process (GO): intracellular iron ion homeostasis; iron ion transport; copper ion import
Cellular component (GO): plasma membrane
Molecular function (GO): ferric-chelate reductase activity
Source: RefSeq, a predicted model, not a curated record
AUGAAUACUAUCUUGAUAUCCUUGACGGGAAUGGCAGCACUUGCUGCUGCCGUCGUGGAGGCCUCCUCUGCACCAGCAUCGUCCGGGGGAUCUCCUCAACACGCUGCCUAUUCCCCUGCCACCGAAAGGCUUCUCGUCCACGACAGCAAACAUCUUGGACCGAUUUACCUUCUCGUUGCGCUCGGCGUGACCGUCCUCAUCUUUGUCUACGUCUCGAUAACCAAGCUAAAUCGCCAUGUUCGACACCUUACCUCCAUGACCGACAGCCAAGGCCCAUUGCGAUAUUAUGCGACUUCGUCGCCGUUGAUGCGAGGCCUCAAGAAAAACCUCCUGUAUUCACCAAUUCUGCAUCAUCGAAGAGCGCAUGAACUCAAACUCUCUCAAUACAUCAAGCUGGGAACUCUUCCGACACGGUUACAAGCCAUAUUUAUCUUGUUGAUCAUCAUAGUCAAUAUCGCCAUAUGUACAUGGGGCUUAUCAUGGAGUGGAUCAGACCUUGACCCCUUACCUAUCAUUCGAAAUCGGUCGGGUGUUCUUUCUGUGGCAAACAUGAUGCCCUUGUUGAUCAUGGCAACGGUUAAGAAUCCAAUGAUUGGAUUACUGGAUAUUUCAUAUGAUUCGUUCAACUUGAUGCACCGUUGGUUGGGACGUCUGGCGGCCAUUGAAGCUAUUGUCCAUUCCAUCUGUUGGAUGAUUGGGAAGGUUGGGUAUCAAGGUUGGGACGGCGUCAAGUUCGCACUGCAACAACCUUUCAUUUACAAUGGGGCCAUCGGCGCAGUUGCCAUGAUCUUGUUGCUUCUUCAUAGUCCCAAGAUGGUCAGGAGUUGGGCUUAUGAGGUCUUUCUUCACGCACACAUUGCGUUCGUGUUGGUGCUUAUCAUCUUUCUCUGGUUUCAUCUCAGCAGAUACACAGCUAGGUGGAUAUUGCUCGCUGCGGCUUGUAUCUGGGGUGUCUCACGCGUCUGGCGAUUGGGAACAUUGAUGUGGAGAAGUUUGGGCAAAGGCGGCUGCAAAGCUGAGAUUGAACCUCUGGGAGCCGGGGCCGUCAGGAUCACAUUGACUCCACCAAGACCUUUGCACUAUCGCAUCGGCCAAUACGUGUACCUGACGAUUCCAUCAGUUGGUCUGUGGACAGCUCACCCGUUUUCUAUCGCUUGGAGCGGCCUCGAACAGUCACUCGAUCGAUCAGGAUCAGUCAGGUCCGAGUUUAAUGAAAAACGCCCCAUUAAUCGUCAAACCGACCUGGAAGUCGAACAACGGGGUCGACCUACCCUAUGUCUCCUUGCCAAAGCCCACACUGGCUUCACGAAGAAACUCCUCAACCGCGCACUCGCCUCAGAGACAAAACUCACCCUCAACGCAUAUAUCGAAGGACCAUAUGGAGUGUCUCACAGUUUAGACAGCUAUGGCACGGUAAUGCUGUUUGCCAGUGGCGUUGGCAUCACGCAUCAAAUCGGAUACGUGAGACACUUGGUUGACGGGUAUGCGAAUGGAACCGUGGCGGCCAAACGCAUUACAUUAGUAUGGGUGAUUCCUGAUAUGGAAUGUGUCGACUGGAUUCGACCGUGGAUGCAAGAGAUUCUGGGUAUGGAUCGCCGGCGUGACAUUCUCAAGGUAUUGAUCUAUGUGACAAGAGCCGGUUUGAGUGCCUCGAUCCAAAGUCCUAGUCAAACGACCCGCAUGUCUCGUGGCCGUCCGAAUGUGUUGGAUUUGAUCCAGACAGAGGCGGAUCGUCAUGCUGGAUGUAUGGCGAUCUCCGUCUGUGCGGGUGGGGGUUUGGCGGAUGAAGUUAGACGUGCUUCACGAAUCAUGAUUGAUGGGGGUGCAAAUAUUGAUUUUAUAGAGGAAGGAUUUGGAUGGUAG